AUGCAAACGGAUAGUGAAUGUGAAUCAGAUGUUUCAUCCUUAGCGGAUUGUUCAACUGGAACUUUAUCUCGUGAACAUUUAUUAAAACGCAUUGAAUCACUAAUGCAAGAAAAUCGAGUACUCAAAGUUGAGGUUGAAACAUAUAAGCUAAGAUUAAAAGCAGCACAAGAAGAAAUUAAACAAUUAAAACAUGUCAGUGUUAAUAUUCAAGCACGUGCUGAACAAGAAGAGGAAUUCAUCUCAAAUACAUUGUUAAAAAAAAUUCAAGAAUUAAAAAAAGAAAAAGAAACAUUAGCCAAUAAUUAUGAACGUGAAGAAGAAUAUUUAACAAAUGAUUUAUCACGAAAAUUAUUACAAUUGCGUGAAGAAAAACAAAAUCUUGAACAAACAAUCGAACAAGAACAAGCAUCACAAGUAAAUAAAUUAAUGAAACGAAUUAAACGUUUAGAAGCCGAAACAAUGACAAAACAAAAUACAUUAGAACAAUUAAAACGUGAAAAAAUUGAGUUGGAAAAUACGUUAGAAAAAGAACAAGAAUCACUCGUGAAUAGAUUAUGGAAGAGAAUGGAAAAAUUAGAAACAGAUAAACGUUUAUUACAAGAAAGAUUAGAUCAACCAAAUAACGAUAAUAAUAAUGUUAAUCCAACAUCAAGUGUUGCGGCAACCAUUGAUCCAUCAUCAUCACCUGUGCAUCAUCAUUUAAGUCUUCAUGAUGACGCUGUGCCAACAACGCCCACAAAUCAAACUCAUCCUCGUGUAAUUCAAUCGCCUCGUCUUUCUUUACCUAACAUUGAUCAUAUCACUCAGUUACGACGUGAAGUCGAAAAAUUAAAACGUGAACUUUUACAUACACAAGAGCAACAUCGUGAAAAGAUGGAACACUAUUUACGAGAAGAGCGAGAUAUUCGAAAUGAAAAUUUGAGAUUACAAAGAAAAUUACAAUUGGAAGUUGACCGCCGUGAACAGUUAUGCCGUCAAUUGAGUGAAAGUGAAUCGUCAUUAGAAAUGGAUGAAGAACGUCAAUUAAAUGAACGAAUUAAAUUAGGUGGAACAACAACAUCAGAACUCAUGAACACAAGUAGUGGAACAAGCAGUACAUGUAAUCUGAAACAACAGUCAUCCACAUCGUCAUUACCAAAAACACAUGUUCACCCUUCAUCUUCAUCAUUAUAUCAACAACGUGUAACACGAGCAAGAACAGUAUCAUCGCCAUCCAAUUCCAGUGGCGAACAACAAAUAACGGGAUUAUCAACAGAUCUAUUAAGCGCAAUUGGUGGACCAUCUUCAACUGUUCAAAAUCUGUCAAAUCGUCUUUCAAUUCCAACGUCAAUGAGUGAAUUAACAUCUUCUACCGCCUUUCAAAAACCAUGCACUACCACAGCACAGACUCGUCGACAACAGCGAAGUCUACGAACAAAUAUUCAACAAGAUCAUAGUAUGGACGAAAAACGUACAGGAAAUGAACUAAAUGGCCGACUGGUAUUGUUAAUUACAAAAAAAUGGUUUCCAAAUGCUGCUGAUAUGACAAAUAUCGACUAUUGGCGUCCAGCGUCUAUGGAAUGGGGCUUUUACGAUCCUUUGAUGGCCGGUAGUAUCGAUGGAACAGAUGUCGAAGCACAUGAUCGAGCUAUUCUACGAGCAUACAACACAAAAUACAAAAAACCAUUGCACGUAAACACGAAAAACACAUUAUUCAUUUCACGAUUACCACCAACAUGUACUGACACAGGUCUAGAGCAAAUGUUUGAAAAAAAGACUAUCAAAGUUCAUUUUAUUCGUGAUGUGGUCACAUGUGAACCGAAGGGCUACGCAUUUAUUGAAAUGGAAACGCGAGAAGAUGUUUACGAUGCAUUGAACAAAGAAUGGCGUUAUGAAGGUCAUUUGUUGUUGGUUGAACCGUGUUAUUCUCCACUGGUUGGAUGGAAACCUCGACGAUGUGGUGGAGGUCUUGGAGGGAAACGUGAGUCGGGACAACUAAGAUUUGGAGGCAGAGAUCGACAAUUUCGAAAACCAUAUCGCGUAUCUGAGCAAUUUCAGCAGCGACUGGAACAAUUAAAAGAAAAUGUUCGAAAACAAGAAGAAGAAGAAGAGAGAAGAAAGAAAAAACACGAAUAUGAAACAUCGAGAAGUAAAAAUCAAUCAAAACAUGUCUCACCAUCUCCAUCAUCAACCGAAAAUACACAUCGACAACAUAAACAAAAGAAAGCUAAACGAAAACGAUCAAAUUCAUAUGAUAAAGUAUCGCCAUCGAAAAAAGAACAUAAGAAGAAAAAACAUAAAAAAGAGCAUCGUCAUCAUUCUCAUAAAAAAUCCGGCGUCUCUCAAAUAUCGACAACAUAA
Molecule: messenger RNA, 2340 nt
Organism: Didymodactylos carnosus
Lineage: Eukaryota; Metazoa; Rotifera; Eurotatoria; Philodinida; Philodinidae
Source: the annotation of a GenBank genome assembly